AUGACGGGGCAGGUCAAAGACAUGAUACGCGCUAUCCGUAGCUGCAAAACUCCCGCAGAAGAACGCGCUGUAAUAGCAAGAGAAUGUGCUGAUAUAAGAAGUGCGCUCAACAGCAAUUCAUCCUCGGAACGACGCAAGAAUAUCGCCAAACUGCUGCUUAUACACCUUAUGGGCCAUAAUACGAACUUCGGCCAGGUAGAAUGCAUAAAACUUAUUGCGUCACCGAAGUUUGCCGAUAAGAGAGUAGGGUAUCUGUCUCUCAGCAUAUUGCUCAACGAGGAUGCGGAGGUCUUGACACUAGCAAUCAACUCUAUCAAAAGGGAUCUUAACGGUAACAACGCGCAUGCCGCCGAAGCGGCGCUCAACGCUUUGGCAAACAUAGGUAACUCAGAAAUGUUUAGAGAGCUCUAUCAAGAUCUUGAAAGGUUGAUUAAAGCGCCUGCGGUCAAUAUUAGGAAAAAAACCAUUGUUUGCUCCGCUAGGAUGCUUAGAAAACUUGGACAGGCAAGCCUAGUACCAGGACCGGAAGUUAUGGAGAUUGCAUCGACACACUAUCAUAACAUACCGGCGCUACUGUGUGAUCAUAACCACGGAGUAGUGGCAGCGGCACUAACCUUGCUGGAUGUCAUUAUCGACUUUUAUCCCAAGUGCUGUAACUUCCAAGCCAUAUACGAACUACUUAUCAAGACGCUAAAUGCCCUGUCCACCGAAUCUGCAGGCGGAAUUGGUGUGAUGUUUGGUGGCGGCAAGGAUUAUGAAAUCAAUGGUGUCAAUGACCCCUUCCUCAAGGUCAAGUUAUUAGGGCUAAUUAGAAAGGUAUAUGGAAGGCGCCAAGAUCAGACAGCUGAAAACCAGCAACUAUACGAUACUGUAUGUCAUGUUCUCAAAAGUGUAACUGUAUCAAACAAUGCGACACAUUCCUUGUUAUAUGAAUGUGUACGCACAAUAUACAACGAGAUGCAUGACCCAAAGUUCAACCAACUAGGAAGAGAGGUAGUACACAAAUUCAUAUCAACAAACGAUAACAACAUCAAAUACAUCGCCCUAGGGAUACUUAACAACCUUUCGGGUGUCACUCUCACAGUGGGAGACAACAAUUGGACCAUUAUCGUACAGUCGCUCAGGCAACCUGAUAUUUCCAUUCGGAGACGUUCACUGGAUGUUACUCUGAAACUUAUGUCUAAAGAGACCGUCAGGCCUCUUAUGCAACAUCUUUAUGACUUUUUAUUGGCAGCAAGUGACGAACUCAAGCGAGAAAGUGUCACCAAAAUUGCUGCAGCACUAGAACGUCAUGCAGAUUCGGAGCUUGAAAUUAUGGUGAAGAUAUUUGCCAUCGCUGGAAACUCUGUCUCGGAAGCUAUACUGCACUCGUUUAUUGCAGCGGUUGGUGCCUCCACGACGGACACACAGAUACGCAUAACGACAAAACUCUACUAUGUACUACCAAAUAACCUUGGGCAAGAUGCACUUGUACGGGCGGCGCUUUGGUGCCUGGGAGAGUAUACCCAUGUGCUACCAGAACUGAACCAAAUUGAUGUAACACCGUCGAGUGCUAUCACGGCUAAACAAGAGCCUCCUGCCACAUCUAAAUUGGAAUUUGAAGAUCUAAUUGGUGUUACAGAUGACCUUGUAACGGGAGUUGAAACUAUCACACAAUUGGAGACCACACCAGUUGCUAUUGGUAAUGAAAACACUGCUAUGAAAGUGAUAGCAGUUGUGGAAUCUGUGGCUAGGCACAUACUAGCGUGCUCGGGAGCCGCGGGGCACGAUUGUACCAACGGAGAGUAUCUGCUUACAUGUUUGGGGAAACUGGCGUGCAGGGUCCCUAAGGAAAUCGAUAGGAUCAUGCGUGUUGUAAGGCAAUUCAAGAAACAUACGAACACGGAGUUGCAGCAACGCGCUAGUGAAAUGGAUGUCCUAUUCGAACAGCGAGCACUGCACGUGCUACUAUCCACCGAAGGUGACCACAAAGUUUCAACAACACGUUCGCCUACGUUGGACUUUUCAAGCCCAUUAACCGAAAGGAAGGCAGAACCUCCCAAGCCAACACAGGGUCCGUUGCUAGGUGACGAUCUGCUAGGUCUAGGGGAGGUCGUUGUGCCAAAACCGGCACCGGCAGAGAAACUUGACACGCUGGAUUUCAUGACGUUCGACUAUAGUGCUAAGGAUAAUACGACUAAGAAGAAUAACGAUGAGUUUGGCGAGUUCGACCCGUUUUAG
Babesia sp. Xinjiang is the source of this 2220-nucleotide messenger RNA. RefSeq names its product AP-1 complex subunit gamma (gene ap1g1). The transcript has 2 exons. NCBI's taxonomy places the organism in Eukaryota, Apicomplexa, Aconoidasida, Piroplasmida, Babesiidae. Gene Ontology annotation, molecular function: clathrin-cargo adaptor activity. Gene Ontology annotation, cellular component: membrane coat; Golgi apparatus; AP-1 adaptor complex. The record is from RefSeq and is a predicted model, not a curated record. Gene Ontology annotation, biological process: receptor-mediated endocytosis; Golgi to vacuole transport; intracellular protein transport. The coding region runs from base 1 to 2220 and encodes 739 amino acids.